This is a messenger RNA of Penicillium digitatum Pd1, 783 nucleotides long. RefSeq names its product GNAT family N-acetyltransferase. Gene Ontology annotation, molecular function: acyltransferase activity, transferring groups other than amino-acyl groups. NCBI's taxonomy places the organism in Eukaryota, Fungi, Ascomycota, Eurotiomycetes, Eurotiales, Aspergillaceae. The record is from RefSeq and is a predicted model, not a curated record.
AUGAUUGGUGGGUCUUCGGAGCUGGGCCGAGGUGGGUUUGUCAUGCCAGGCUGGUCUUCUGUGUCAUGCAACAUACGAGUGACUCAACCGCACUGUACACAGGCACUUCCCAGCGGCAUUGAAGUAGAGACCAACAUGGCUACAGAGGGGGAGUUUGUAACUGUGAAGGCAUUCUUGCCCUCAGUCCCACUUCCCGCAAAUAGCGAGCGGCCAGCAAUAACAACGGACCGCUUACUCCUCCGCGCCCUCCAACCAACCGACUUGGAAGCAUUACAUGUCUUGCGCACACAAGAAGAAGUCAUGAAAUGGACAAAGGCUCGAUGUAUCGACGAAAGCAUUGAGAAGACCAAAUCCAAACUGGAUCCUUUCCUGCCACCAAACGAUCUUAUCACCGCCAACUGCGCCAUCUGCCUAAAGGAAACGGGCGAGUUUAUCGGCAUUGGCGGCUGUCAUCUCUAUCCGUCAAGUCAUGGGUGGCCUGAGAUUGGAUACAUGCUUCGGACAGACGCUUGGGGGAAAGGCAUUGCAACGGAGUUCUUGAACGCCUGGCUACGGUUUUGGUCUGAUUUACCUCGGACAAAGCGGGAGAUCCGAGUUCGGAAAGAAAUGGUCGUCGGGGAAGGAGAAGUGGAUGAGCACCUUAUUGCUGUCACAGAAGCAAGCAAUAACGGAAGCCAGAGGGUACUGUUGAAAUGCGGGUUUGAGCGAUUCCACGAGUUUGCCGAGGUGGACGAUACCAACACCGUGCAUCUGGUUGCUUUCCGUUUUCUUCCACGGCGAUAG